AUGUCCCCCUCGGCUCCCGCCCUCCUCCACCACCGCGGGGUCUCAGGUAGAGCAACCUUACCUGUGCAUCAUGGAGAAAGCAGAAUCCCUCCAGGAGCUUGUUUCAUGGGCACAUCACCUAUGUUGGGGCCAAUGAGGGUAUCCUUGGUAUGUUGUGCAAGCCCCAACCACCAUAGGCUAAGGAAUUCGGAUACAUCGCGACAACAAAAAGGGGGGUCCUCCAGAGGGAAAGGCAAGUCGUACCAGGAUAAAGAUGAUUCUGAGAACAUUGAUGAAUUCGAUAGCGAUAUCAUGUUCUCCAAGAACGGACCACCAAUCUCUUUGGCAAGCAAUUCCCGUCCUCAAGCUACAUCAGCUCCUGGGGAAAGAGAGAAGGAGAUUGUGGAGCUCUUUAAAAGGGUUCAAGCACAGCUGCGAGCUAGGGGGAAAGGCAGGGAAAACAAGAAGCCUGAACCUGCAAAAGUGAAGGGUGAAAGGGGCAGUGUUGAUUCACUUCUUAAGCUGCUUAGGAAACACUCUGUGGACCUGAGAAGGAAGAGCAGUGACGACAAAGAACAGAAUUUUGAUGUAAUGAGGAGAAGCAACGAUUCUGGAAAUAGACAAAGUUCAACCAUCUUUGGCACAAAAAGUGACAUCCAGGAAGAGCAGAAGAAGCCACCUCCGGCACCCUUCAAAAGGCCAGCUUCAAAUUUCAGGCGAAGAUCUCCUGUUCCUGGAGUGAAGUUCCAGCCUGUUAUCAAUGCGGACGUAGACAGAGAUGCCGAUCGCAAGUCCAUCGGCAGUAAUGUCGCCGAUGCUGUACAGAAAGCUAAGACAGCUCUUGAUGAGAGGACUGCUACAGACGAGCCUGACUCCAUGUCUCCGUAUGAACCUGAUUCUGUAAUAGAACCAGAAAAUAUUUCUUUGGAAGACCUCGAUGACAUUUUAGACGACGAUGAAGAAUCUGAUGCAGAUGAACCAGAUGAUGAGUAUUCAGAACCUUCUUUGGAAAUCGCUGAUGUUACAGAGACGGAUGAAUUGCACGUGAACAACUCCAUGGAAAGUUCAGAUCUAAGGUCUCUGAAGGUUGCAGAGCUGAGAGAGCUUGCAAAGUCCCGAGGAAUCAAAGGCUACUCAAAGAUGAAGAAAAACGAGUUGAUUGAAGUCUUGAGCAGCUGCAUGGCUUGA
Miscanthus lutarioriparius is the source of this 1167-nucleotide messenger RNA. The record is from the annotation of a GenBank genome assembly. Lineage: Eukaryota; Viridiplantae; Streptophyta; Magnoliopsida; Poales; Poaceae.